AAAUUUAUAGGUGUUUUAAAUGCUGCCCACCACAGCAAACGAGCAUCACACCAUCUCACACAGCAUCAGUGAAAGCUCUGAGCUCAUGGUCACUACCUUCAGCAUCUCUGCGGCCAGCAAUGACACUGCUGACCAUAUCUAUUUUGGCCGUUUUUGCCUUAAGAUUUUUCCACAAUGCUGCUUCAGGAGAGGUGGAGGCACACAUGUUUACCGACAGAGAAGCAUCUAAGAAGCUCAGCUGGAAUGAGCUUCUCCGUCUGAAGGAGCUGCAGCGCAGUAAGGUGCCUCAGUUCAUGAAGGAGCUGUAUGCAGCCAUGGUGGACUCGGGUGGAACCAUACAGGAGCAAAACAAGCUGGAUGGAAACGUGGUAAGGAGUUAUGCAGCGCAUUCUAACGGGGCAUUUCACUUCUUUAACCUAACGUCCUUUAGCCGAGGUGAAAAGGUCAUCAAAGCAGAGCUGCGCUGGUUUCGGCGUACUCAACCGUUUUGGAUGGGACAUCAUUUUUAUAAAGCUGAUUUGUAUGAGAUGCUGGAUGGCCGAGUGAAACCAUGGCGAGGAAACCUGAUAACAUCAAGGUUGUUGCCUAUGAACACCACAGGAUGGGAGGUGUUCAACAUCACAAACACAGCAACCAAAUGGAUUCUCAACAGCAGCACCAAUAACGGCAUUCUGGUUGUUUCAACUUUGCCGUCGGGGCAGUGGUUUGAGACAACUGUAUCAACAGGAGGACUAACAAAGUCAGAAGAAAACGAUGCCUAUCUGGUUAUCUACUCGGACGAUGGUCGCAGAGGCUCAGCUAAAGGUCAGAAAAGUGCUUCACCCUUGGACUUGGUCUUAGAAUCCAAACUCUCUCAGCAGACAGCAGGGCGUAUACGUAGGAGCACAGCCCGAUUUUCACCUGACCACGAGCAGUUUGUAACAUGCCAGAGAGCACCUCUCUAUGUGGAUUUUGCUAGAAUUGGCUGGUCUGGUUGGAUAAUAUCACCUAAAGGCUACAACGCCUACCACUGUGUGGGAUCCUGCCCAUUUCCUCUGGGUGGGACUUUGCGAGCGACUAACCACGCCAUCGUCCAGUCCAUAGUGGAUGCAUUAAAACUGUCAAAUAAGAUUGAGCAACCAUGCUGUGUGCCUGACAUACUUCACCCAAUAAGCCUGUUGUACUUCGACGAUGAAGAAAAUGUUGUGCUCAAACAGUACGAUGACAUGGUGGCAGGUAACUGUGGCUGCCACUGA
Pygocentrus nattereri (red-bellied piranha) is the source of this 1235-nucleotide messenger RNA. RefSeq names its product bone morphogenetic protein 4-like. Lineage: Eukaryota; Metazoa; Chordata; Actinopteri; Characiformes; Serrasalmidae. Gene Ontology annotation, cellular component: extracellular region. The record is from RefSeq and is a predicted model, not a curated record. The transcript has 6 exons. The coding region runs from base 120 to 1235 and encodes 371 amino acids. Gene Ontology annotation, biological process: SMAD protein signal transduction. Gene Ontology annotation, molecular function: cytokine activity; growth factor activity.